AUGGAUGAGGCCAUAAAUAAAUUCACAGCGCGGCAGGAGGCGCUGUUAGAAGAGGAAGCAGAUGCAGAAAAGGGCGAACUUGAACAGCUACUGAAGACCCUAACAUUGGAUGAGUUGGCCGCUGCUGGCCUCGCAUUUCCCCGCUUAGUGGUGACAGAUGUUAGUUCAGGUCUUUUCGGGCGGACUAUCGUUACCUUCACUUCUAAGCGAGUGGCGCUGCAGCGCAUGCAUGGCAGCAACAAGCAGCAGCAGGAACAGCAGCAAGAGCGGGAGAAGCAACAGGGGGAGCAGCUUGAGCAUCGUCUAUCUCCUGGGGAUAUCGUUGGAGUGUUUCCCUUUGAACAACCGAUAUAUGGGAGCGAAAGUGCAGCAACUUCUGGUGUAGUACACCGCCUUGUGGUGGGCGGAGUUUGCGUUGCAUUCGAGGAAGAAAAGGAUUUAAAAUGGUUGUCUGAAGCUUCUGAAGGUGCUUUAGGGGAAGUUUUUAAUCUUUGUUUAAUAUCAAAUGCUGUUACCAUCGAAAGACAGCGCGAUGCGCUCGAGGGGCUCAGAGCGGCUUCACCCAGCACUAGCCCUGCUUGGAAUAUAAUUAAUGUUUCUUUCGGGGGUUCUUCUCCUCGUUUCUUGCCUUUAUCUCAGGCAGUACGAGCGGAGAGAAGGGGCCUUAAAGGAGCUCCCAGCGUGAAAGGGGUACAUGCAGCAGCAGCACCAGCAGCAGCAGCAGCAGAAGCAGCAGCAGAAGCAGCACAACGGCAGGAGCUGCUGCAUGACUGGAGAGAAGUGCAGAAGCAGCUAGAUCCAUCACGAGUGAAUACGGGGUGUAUAUGGAGGGAUUGGUUUCGAGGAGAUUUAACAGAAGAGCAGCAGAAGGCAGUUUAUCUCAGUUUGCUCUCUUUAGAUGUUGCAAUCAUUCAUGGGCCCCCAGGUACAGGAAAGACAACAACAGUAGUUGAAUUGCUGCUGCAGCUGCUGGCUGGAGGCUUCAGGGUAUUAGCCUGUGCCCCCAGCAAUAUAGCUGUAGACAACAUGCUAGAGAGGGUAUUAGCGGGAGUAAAGAAGAGUCAAGAUCCACUUCUUUUGAAACAAAUUAAGAAAUGCAUUCGAUUAGGGCAUCCUGCAAGAAUAGAUGAACAGCUUACUUCUUUCUGUCUUGAUAAACAUGCAGUCAACAGCGAUGCCUCUCUCGUAGCAAAGGGAGUUAAAGAAUCUAUAGAUAAAAGCAUGCGGCAGCUCCGAACCCUACAGAAAAACCCUGCUGCUGCUGCUGCUGCUGCACAGCGUCAGCAAAAGCAGCAAAACCAGCAGCAGCAGCAGCAGCAGCAGCACGGACGGGCGGAGGUAAAGAGCCAGGAACGCAAGCUGGUUCAGGAGAUGAGGAAGCUGAAAAAAGAUUUAAAAGAAUUGCAAAAAAAUGCUGUUGCUGAGGUUCUUAAAGAAGCCCCCAUCGUCUUCUCCACGUGCACUGGCGCGGGCUUCUAUCCACUGCAGGAGCUUGUUCUUGGCAGCAGCAGCAGCAGCAGCAGCAGCAGCAGCAGCGGCGAGCAGAGGCAGCCCUUUGAUGUUGUUGUUAUAGAUGAGGCUGCACAGGCGUUAGAGUGCUGCUGCUGGACGCCUCUGCUGCUGGGUAGGCGUUGUGUGCUGGCUGGAGACCACAUGCAGCUUCCUCCAACAGUAAAGAGUAUGAAAGCGCAGCGUGGCGGCCUCUCUGUGUCUCUGUUAGAGAGGCUAGCACAGCGGUGGGGUUGUUGUAUUACGCAGCAGCUGGUGCUGCAGUACCGCAUGCAUGAAGAUAUUAUGAAUUGGAGCAGCGCUCUCUUUUACAGCAAUACGCUGGUAGCAGCAGAAGCAAACAAACAUAAAACUCUUAAAGAUGUCUACUCUGCUGCUGCUGCUGCAGAUGAAUUGCUGCCUCCCAUUGUGUGGAUUGACACUGCGGGGAUUUGCUGGAUGCAGGAAGACGAGCUGCCGCAGGACAAUCCUGCUGCUGCUGCUGCUGAUGCUGCUGCUUCUGCUGCUGCUUGUGGGGUGUUGAGGCCCUCGCGUACAAACCGAGGAGAAGCAGCUCUUGCAUGCAAAUAUGUUUCUCAGUUGGUUUAUGACUAUGGCGUGCAUGCAGCAGAAGUUGGAAUCAUUACUCCUUAUAAUGCGCAGGCUAAGCUUAUCCGCAGCCUGCUUCAGGACGCAGCAGAAGAAGCAGCAGCAGCAGCAGCAGCAAAACCAGCAGCAGCAGAUGGUAGUGAUGCAGGAGACUUGAGGGCUGUCGCUGUACAGACAGUAGACGGCUUUCAAGGAAGAGAAAAAGAAGUUAUUAUUAUUUCUCUCGUCCGCAGCAACAUUAAAAAAGAAAUUGGCUUUCUAGCAGACUCAAGACGAUUAAAUGUUGGGGUAACGAGAGCAAAGACGCACCUCGUUAUCAUCGGCAACAGCGAAACCGUCACCGCUACAAGCAAACAAAACUCCAGCAGCAGCAGCAGCAGCAGCAGCAGCAGCGAAAACAGCAGCAGCAGCAGCAGCAGCAGCAAGGAAAGCAGUAGCAGCAGCAGCAGCAGGGAGGAGGGUGAGGGGGUUAGGGUUCCUGAUGCGCGAGAGGCGUUGAAGGUUUUAUAUUCUAUGGCGUCUUCAACUGGCUGUCUUCGCGUGCCCUGUGAAUUUAUUUCUAUAACAGAUAUACCCCCUUUAACAGGUAAUGCAGCAGCAGCAGCGGGAGGCUGGACAGCUCGGCAGCAGCAGCAGAAGCCCACACAAACCAGCAGCAAAAGCAGCAGCAGCAGCAGCAGCAAAAACAAAAGCAGAAAAAACAAAAAAGGAUCUGCAGCGGACGCUGCUAAAGAAGUGCCUUUCAUUACACAAAAAGAAGGCACCCGGGCCUCAACGGAAACAGCAGCAACUGCAGCCGCAGCAGCAGCACCAACAGCAGCAGCAGCGGGUGAUGCUUCAUCAGCAGCAGCAGCUUCACCUGCAGCAGCAGGAGUUCCUUCUACUGAGGUGCGUUCAGAACGGCCUAAAUCUCCGAGUGGGUGGUUGCAGCAACCAAAGCAGCAGCAACAGCAGCAGCAACAGCAGCAGCAACAGCAGCAAGAGCAGCAGCAAAGCGAAGGGGGGGAAGGAUCGCCUAAGAAGGCGACGUACACAGAAGAGGUCUCUAGUGGAGCUGUUUCUGCUGCAGCAGCAGAAACAGCAGAGACGCCAGCAGCAGCACAGAAGGAAACCUCGGCGAAGCCAGGUGAAGCAGGAAAAACAGCUGCAGCAGCAGAUGCUGCAGCAGCAGAUGCUGCAGCAGCAGAUGCUGCAGCAGCAGAUGCUGCAGCAGCAGAAGGAACGGAAAAACGAGAGGAUGGACUUCUUGGGGCUUCAGAGGCGAAUACAGCGCAGCAACCGCAAGCAGCAACUGAAAGGAAGCCAGCAGCAGCAGCAGCAGCAGCAGCUAGAGCAGCAGCAGGAGCAGCCGUAGGAGGGGCGGGAGCGGCAGCAUCAGGAGGAGCAGCACCAGCAACAGCAAAAACAACAAAUAGACAGCCAGCUGCAGCAAGACAAACGAAAAACAACAAAAUAUAUGCGAAGAAAGAUAUAUGGGUCUCGAAGAAGAAAGGAGAUUUGCUGCCUGCGUCCUCGCAGCAAACCGCAGCAGCAGCAGCAGGAACAGCAGCAGGAGCAGCAGCAGGAGAGCGACAGCGAGGCAGGAAGGCGUUGAAGGCAGAAGAGAUGGACGAAGAAGAUAUUGACGCUGUGCUGCAGGAGUUUAAAGCAGCAGCAAACUACUGCUCUCUCAAAACGUGCAAAGAGAAAGCAUGGGUCUUAGGGGGGAUUCGCUUUGUGCGUGGUCUAACCGGAGCAGCAACAGAAGCAACAGCAGCAGCAAGAACAGCAGCAGCAGCAAAAGCAGAAGCAGCACCAAGAGGGAGCUGCAGUUAUCCGACUGUUGCCCUCGGGGACGUCUAA
This is a messenger RNA of Eimeria acervulina, 3939 nucleotides long. RefSeq lists its product as hypothetical. The transcript is spliced from 3 exons. Gene Ontology annotation, molecular function: 5'-3' DNA helicase activity; ATP hydrolysis activity; ATP binding. Bases 1 to 3939 code for a protein of 1312 amino acids. Lineage: Eukaryota; Apicomplexa; Conoidasida; Eucoccidiorida; Eimeriidae. The record is from RefSeq and is a predicted model, not a curated record.